GCAUGUGAUCAUGUGUCAGCAAGCCACUCAUGCUCAAAGCAGUCAGAACCCCCUUAUAAUCAAAACAGAGACUAGCUGAAAGGCUCCCCACCACCAUAUCAACAUGGAUUGCGGAAUUGUUACAUCGAAAAUAGUAAUUUUGCUUCUAAGUUUAAUAUUUUGGGCUGCGGGGGGUGCCCUUGUCUAUGUAGGCUCUUAUGUGAUCAAGAGCUACAGCAACUUUGACAACUUCCUGCAGGAUAAGUACACGUUUAUCUCGGCAGGCAUCAUCAUACCUGUGGGAGUGGUGAUGUUCAUCAUCGGUACUGUGGGCUGCUACGCCACCCUGAGAGAAUCCAAAGUGGGCCUUAGCUUUUUCCUGCUGGUUAUCCUGGCUAUAUUUGCAGCAGAGGUCGCUGCUCUAGUGUAUGGGAUCAUCUACCAAAGAAGGAUAAAAGGGGACUUGGAGCGGUCAAUGACUGAUGUGUUCCUGAAGUAUGAUGGUCAGAACUCUGACACCCGGGCUGUGGAUUACUUGCAGUCUCAGUUGCAGUGCUGUGGAGUGCAGACCUACCUGAACUGGACCACCAACCCCUGGUUCAGCAGCAUUGACAACGCUGUGCCCGUCUCCUGUUGUAAAGGGAACAACACCGAGUGUACAGGCAAACUGGACCAGCUAGACCUGCUCAAUACCCGGGGUUGUGAGGGUAUGCUGGAACAGCUCCUUCAGGAUGUGAUGAGUUAUGCCUUGCUGGUCAUCCUUGGAUUUGCCAUCUUCAAGAUUUUCGGGACGCUCAGUGUGUGUGUGAUCACGUGUAAAGUCAGGCGAGGUGGCUACCAGUCCCUGGAUGCCUGAUCCUGUUGGCUUGAAGUAUACUUCUGAGGCUUGUCUUGCACACUCUCCUGGCCCCUGACUCCUCUCCCCUUUCUCCAGCACUGAGACUAUAGAGCCUUAGGACUUAUGUUCCCCACUCCAAGAUUUUAGCAACCUUUCAGGAACAUUCUUACAGUUUUCAUUCAGCUUUCCUAUGUAGUUGUCAGCCCACCAAACGUUGGGCAAACCACUGUCAACAUUUGAAGCAUUGGAAACCACAAGAUGCCAUUUUUUUUUUAAAGAUAGUUGCAAAUAGGAGUUACCACUCAAACUUUUAAACAAUGGAAGUUGGUUUUGUAAUUUCCUGCUGUGCAUACUGAAAAAAAUAAGAAAGGGUUUGCUCAGUGACAUAUCAGUAUUAUGGGGUACACUCCAUUUUAAAGAGGCAAUCUGGGACUCAAACAAUAACAAAACGGCUAACCAUGCAAUUGUUUUGGUAAACAGCUGAUGGAUGGUGCUGGAGAAAUGUAACCAUUCUCAAAUUCAUAGACGGAUCUAUGGAUACAAAGACUAACCAUAUAUUAGAUCAAAAUGGAUGUUUUCCUUUAAAAAAAAGAAGUGGUACAGUGUUUGUUUACAAUCACAUUGUUUACAAACAAUGGAGUAAAAAGGCUUAUAUUUUGGGUUCUGAUGGGGGUAAGACAGUUUAACUAAGCUCAUGAGGCUUUUAAGUAAUAUUUUUCAAUAAUCAAUUGCUAUAUAUCAUUAAUUUGUUGACCAAAAAUGUAUGUGCCGCUCCCAGAUUGCCCCUUUUUUUUUAAGGCUUGAAAUGUUAUGUUGAAACGGCCAAGGACGUUUUUAAGACUUCAACACAUCAGGGUAGUAGGCUCUGUUUAAUCAAGACUGGAUUGUCUUGGAUAUACAGUAUUAUUAUGUUACGGAAAGACUGUCAAGAUUAUUUGGGAAAUUAUUUGAUAAAACUAAGGGACAGUUUGAAAUGUACGAGAGGGUGGGGGGGUGUCAUAAAGAAAAUGCACCCCCCUCCACAAAGUAAAAAUAUUUUCAAAUGACCUUCCUCUUGUACUGUAAAAAAAACAAACAUUGCACACUCUGCCCACUCAUGGAGUUAACUCAAAGUAAUGUUUAUGACCACAAAUAAUAACUGUAGUGACCCUGUGUUUUAUAAGUGUGGAUAUUGACUUUGCCACUUCAGCAUGCUUUUGUGGCACUGUCGAUGCCACACAGGGCUACAGGCCUUGAAGGUUGAGUGUUUGUCGACCACCAUGGACUAGCUCCCUGCCUGUUUCAUUAGGGCUUACACUAUGAUCGGAGCCGGCUGCAGACAAUGAACAACAAGAGGAAUCAGAUUUUUUUUAAAUUUUGAUGCCAUAUUUCUCAUUAUAUUAAAAUAUAUGGAAUGAAUUUUCCACCGACAGGUUUCUGUGCCAAUGCACCACACCACCAAUAAAUAAAGCAUACCGACUUUGGGCGUUCCAGUAUCAUGGUUUGCAUUUUCAACACCACAGUAAAUACUGUCAAUCUCGACAAACAGAAAAUAAAUCCCUUCCUACCUUGUAGGCCUAUGGAGAAUCAAAAAGUUGGCUUGACAAUCUCAGAAUGUCAUUACACAUUUUGGUGUUUUGUAAUAUGUCUCUUUCCAUUUGUCAAUUGGCUGUUGCACAUUUUGGAUUAAUUGAUUUUAUUUGGCAGUAAAAAAGUGACCUGGGUUGCAAUGUGGUCCCUAUUUUCACACAACUACAUAUACACUUACAUAGAUGCAGGCAAAAGGUUAUACUUUUCACACAUUAGCCAGCUUUUUGACAUUUUUUUUUAGAAGUGUUUAUUGUUGGUAUGGCUUUGAGUUGCUGUGGUAUUUUGUUCCACUCAAUAGCACCGGUAUAUUAAAAAGUGUUCUCACCAGAUAGACUUUUAGAUUUAAAACAAUGAAUAUUAGAGUAUCCGGCUCCGGUAUUAUGCUGGUGGACAUAUCUAACAAAUGAAAAAUGUGGUACCUGGAGAAGAGUCUGUGAUAAUUGGUCCAGACUGUGGUCCCCCACAAAAUAAUCACAGCCAGCCUGCUUAAAAUGCUUGACCUCCAGAUGAGUAUGAGGGGAGGGGGGGGGGGGUUUAAGUACAAUUCUUACAAGGUUGUUUGCCACUGGAGUAGUUCACUUGCCAGAGUCUAGGGUGUCAAUUCUAUCCAAUUGGGGAAAGAUUUUCAUGCGAAUAUUCUGAAAUCUGCAUAAAAACAAUAUGAGCAUUUUCCCAACAGAGUUGUGUUUCUAUCUAUAUUGACUUGUUGCUGAUAAGUCUUUGCGUAAAUACGUAGUGCACGUAACAAAUAAAUGUUGCGGUUAAAUUCCCAUGUACCAAAAUAAAAAAACUACAAGUUAAA
Molecule: messenger RNA, 3188 nt
Organism: Oncorhynchus masou masou (cherry salmon)
Lineage: Eukaryota; Metazoa; Chordata; Actinopteri; Salmoniformes; Salmonidae
Product: tetraspanin-36-like
Exons: 7
Coding region: 104-835 (243 amino acids)
Cellular component (GO): plasma membrane
Source: RefSeq, a predicted model, not a curated record